Messenger RNA from Schistocerca nitens (vagrant locust), 1597 nucleotides. RefSeq names its product E3 ubiquitin-protein ligase PPP1R11. Lineage: Eukaryota; Metazoa; Arthropoda; Insecta; Orthoptera; Acrididae. The record is from RefSeq and is a predicted model, not a curated record. Bases 129 to 515 code for a protein of 128 amino acids. Gene Ontology annotation, cellular component: nucleus. Gene Ontology annotation, molecular function: protein phosphatase 1 binding; protein serine/threonine phosphatase inhibitor activity. The transcript is spliced from 4 exons.
GAAGAGAAUCUUUGGCGAAAGUAUUUUUGUGUCGGCAAUGUACAGUUGUUUACGUUUGAUACGUGCUACAACGAGUGUGUCUUGAUUGUAUGGUUAGUGCUGACUAGGUUUUCCUGAAGUGUGACACUAUGACAGAACAAACCCGUUCGGCUACUCCCGCCGAAGCCACUGUGACACUGGUCGAAAGCGAAGAGGAUAUUCAGCAGGAUGUUCCUACACUUCGACUAAGACUCCGAAAACCAAAGCCUAAGAAGAAAGUUCAGUGGCGGUCUGGAACAGUUGAUAAUGAACAUUUGAACAAGAAGAAGUCAAAAUGUUGUUGCCAGUAUGAGAAACCAAGACAGUUUGGUGAAAGCUCCUCUGAUAGUGAUGAUGAUGAAUGUGAGAACUGUCAUGGUCAUGUAGAAAGGAAAAGGAAGAAGAAACAAGAUAAUGGUUCUUCAUGCCCAUUGGAAGAUAAAGAUAGUGCAUGCCCCCCUCCUAAUGAACCAUCCACAUCUAAUUCUCAUCAAUAGUUUUUGAUGUUAAAUUUGGAUCUAGUUGGUGUGAAGCAUAGAUGUGACUUAGAGACACCACAAGUCUCUUCGUUACAGUCAAUCAACUAUUUGUGGAUCAGCUGUAUUCUGUUAUUUGCUGGUGUUAUAAUUCAUAUAUAACAAGAGACUGUGUAACACCAAAGUUUUAAUUUCUGUAUGGUUAUAUCCAGUUGAAAUAUUUAUUCAUAAAACUGUAUAAUAUUUUCAUCUUUGUUGACAUACUUACUGGGUUUCCAUGUAUGAAGCUAAGUGCACCUAAGGACCUCAAAAAUUCAUAUUUAAUCUGUGUUUAGACAGUGUUCACUCAUUUAUUAUUCAUAUUAUGCAUGGUUUUAUUAUGUGGCAUAUUAAUGCUUUUAUACAAGAUUUUGUUCCUGGAUAUGAGAAUAUUCAGAAUAUUCUUAACUAAUCAGCUGUUGUUUAUAAAUUGGAAUGAAACAACAGUCUGUGUUAGUAUAAUUCAUUGUCAUUUCUCUUUAAUGGUGGACGUGAUUAGUGACAGUGCUUAUCACCUCAGUCUAUUAUGUAAAUAACAAGAAAUAAUGAUGAUGUAUGUUAUGCUCGAAGUGUUUUGUGUGUGUGUGUGUGUGUGUGUGUGUGUGUGUGUGUGUGUUUUCUUUUUUUUAAUUUUGUGUUAAGGUUGCUUAAUAAUGUUGUCUUUAAACAUGAAUAUUUCGACUUUGUGUUUAUAUCUAUUAGUUUCUUGAAAAGUAACAAUUGUGUGCCAACUGUAAUUAACUGUGAUAGAUUUAAAGUAAAUUGUUAUGAAUUCCUUUCAAAAAUUGUGGAUUAGUUGGCCAUUACCUAUAAAAUUACAAAAUACAGAACUAUACAAAUAGUUUAUCAUGUGUCUGACAGUUGUAAAAUAAAAUGUUUAUGAUGAUGAUAGUAUCUCAGAUUGUAUGGAGAGAAUAUAAGACAGCACACAUGACAACAGAAAAGGGUGGUAUAUUUCUUGUUAGAAUAGUUUUAGUGUAGCUUUUGUUGCAGAACAUGUUCACAUAUAUGUAGACUUCUGCUGUCAAUGUUUGUUUCAAUAAAAUUCUUCUGAAUUUGUUACA